AUGUAUGCCACCCGGGCUCUGCGGAUGUUCCGCCCUACGGCUCGCAUGAUGCGGCCGGUGCCGAAGGAGGAGCAGUCUGGCGUUGUCGUUUCGUUUGCCGUCUCGGCCGCCGUUUACUCGAGCCUUCGCCACUUCAUGACCGACAAGACCAUCCGCCUCAAGAGGCAAAACCGGCUCGCCGAUGCGCAUCACGGGCCGUCCCAUGAUGCCCACGAGGAAGGUCACCAGGAGGGCCAGAAGGCAGAGCACUCCUAA
This is a messenger RNA of Chaetomium globosum CBS 148.51, 255 nucleotides long. RefSeq lists its product as uncharacterized. The transcript has 3 exons. The coding region runs from base 1 to 255 and encodes 84 amino acids. The record is from RefSeq and is a predicted model, not a curated record. Lineage: Eukaryota; Fungi; Ascomycota; Sordariomycetes; Sordariales; Chaetomiaceae.